Messenger RNA from Oryzias melastigma (Indian medaka), 3233 nucleotides. RefSeq names its product transmembrane protein 39A (gene tmem39a). Gene Ontology annotation, biological process: negative regulation of autophagosome assembly; negative regulation of autophagosome maturation. Bases 355 to 1842 code for a protein of 495 amino acids. The transcript has 9 exons. Gene Ontology annotation, cellular component: endoplasmic reticulum membrane. The record is from RefSeq and is a predicted model, not a curated record. NCBI's taxonomy places the organism in Eukaryota, Metazoa, Chordata, Actinopteri, Beloniformes, Adrianichthyidae.
AACAUUUAACGUCGCUGACUAAUGACGUCAGACGGGAGGAGGUGCAGUUCUGCCACGUCGGUCUGUAACGGCACCAAGCGCGUUUACACUGUUGCUCCUGAAGCCCCGGAACAACUUUUUGGGCCGUUUUAUGCUUUUAUCUGGGAAGGAGGCUAACUCCGGCGUGUCCGGGGCCGUCUUAACUCUCAGCUGCAGCGGUCCGGAGGUGGAUGUUGAAGCUGGGAGGCGCAGAAAUGCUCGCUGUUAUCUGGAGUCGUCACACAACUGACUGAUGCCUCUUGGUUCCUGCCCGCAUGCUGUCGAUGUUGGCUUGAAAUCACGGUGGCUUUUUGAGACGAGCAGUAGCUGGCGACCAUGCCAGGAGGCCGCAGGGGUCCCAGCAGACAGCAGCUCAGUCGCUCCGCUCUGCCGUCCCUGCAGACCCUGGUUGGAGGCAGUGUCAGCAAUGGCACAGGUCUCAGGAACAGGGGCAGUAACUCUGUAGGUCUGUCGGCCCCGCCUCUUUCAGCCCUCAUCACCCCAGAGCCGGUCCGUCACUCGCGGAUCCCCGAGCUCCCGUUGGACAGCAGCCUACUGUUCGAGUUCCUGCUUUUUCUCUACUUGCUGGUUGCUUUGUUCGUCCAGUACAUCAACAUCUACAGGACGGUGUGGUGGUACCCAUACAGCCACCCUGCUGCCUCUACCUCGCUUAAUUUUCAUUUAAUGGACUACCACCUGGCCAUCUUCAUCACUGUCAUGUUGGCCAGACGGCUUGUUUGGACGAUUGUCUCAGAGGUGUCUCAGAGCAGUGGGGGAUCAUUGCUCCGCUACGUGGUACUGAUCGCAGCCCGGCUCAGUUUGCUGACCCUGUGCGGCUGGGUGCUCUGCUGGACGCUGGUCAACCUGUGCAAGAACCACUCUGUGCUGAACCUUCUCUUCCUGGGAUACCCGUUCGGUGUGUAUGUCCCCCUCUGCUGUUUCCACCAGGAAGGAGGGAAAAGCCAAGCGGCGGCGGCGGCGGCAGAGUGCGACUACCAAGGGGACCACCAGCAGGCCGACCUGGCAGAGUCUCCGUUCCUCCGGCCGCGAGACUUCCUCUUCCUGCUGCGUGAAAACCUCAGAGAACAGUUUUCCAGCCCCCCCCACAUGCCCACCCACACCUGCCCGCCACACACGCACUCGGACACGCCCGAGCUGAUUCGAGCAGAGGUGGAGGAGCUCAAGAGCGACUUCAACCGGCGAAUCAAAGAAGUGCUGUUCAACUCUCUGUUCAGCGCUUACUAUGUAGCAUUCCUUCCCCUCUGCUUUGUUAAGAGUACUCAGUACUACGACAUGCGCUGGUCCUGCGAGCACCUGAUCAUGGUGUGGAUCAACGCCUUCGUGAUGCUGAUGAGCCAGCUGCUGCCCCCCAGCUACUGCGACCUGCUCCAUCGCUCGGCAGCUCACCUCGGCCGCUGGCAGAAACUGGAGCACGGGUCGUACAGUAACGCCCCCCAGCAUGUGUGGUCAGAGAGCACCGUCUGGCCUCAGGGGGUCUUGGUACGACACAGUCGAUGUCUGUAUAAAGCAGUUGGACCCUAUAAUGUGGCCCUGCCCUCUGAUGUCUCUCAUGCAAGAUUUUAUUUCUUGUUUCACAAGCCAUUGCGGAUCCUGAACCUGCUGAUCUGGAUUGAGUCCAGCGUGGUUUUAUACCAGUUAUACUCUCUGUUGCGCUCUGAGCGUUGGAACCACACGUUGUCUCUGGGCCUUAUUCUUUUCUGCAACUACUAUGUGCUUUUUAAACUACUCCGAGACCGCAUCGUGCUGGGAAAAGCCUACGCCUACCCUCUGCCCUCCAACAGUUUGGGGCUGAAGUCCCAGUAGAGGAUCUGCGCGGGGACACCUCACUUCCGAGCUCCGGAUUGGAAACAGGAGGAGAGGGCGGCCGCUGGGGGUGGAGGACAGACUGUGAACUCAUAAUUGUGUUUUGAUACGGUUCUAUUUUUAAUGCAAUGUUUAUAUUUACCUAUUUAAAAGAAUAGUUUUAUUUUGUAUACGAUUUUGUGUUACACCGGGCAUUACCACGAGGACAACUUGAGCAUGUUGUUUUACGCUGUUUCUAGGCGACAGGGAAGCCGAGGAAUGCCUGGGGGUGACUCUCACCAAAGAUAUUUUAAGUACACACGGCCAAUCACAGAGCAGACUUGGCCCUGCAUUGUCUGUAAAACCAGACGAGCAACUCAGACCAGAGGAGGAAGUCGGGCUUGAGAUCCUGAUUGUUUGAAGCUUGAGGCACUCACUGAACAGUGUUGUCGGCAGUUUGAUAAUCUCAACAUUGCCAACUCUUCUUUUUUUAAUUUCAUUUUAUUUUUCUCCCCUCAAAAGAAGUUGAAAAUCUUUUUUUAUCAAUUGAAUGGAAUAAGGAAGUACCACCUGUUUUGAUUGGAUAUGAGUGGCUGAAUCUGCCUUAUUUCUUUAUAAAAACCAGUUUUUCCUUUUUUGGUUUAAUUCGAGCUGAAACGCGAGAACAUUUGUUUGUUCAUCCUGAAUACAUUUUUCGUUUUUAUAGCAGAACUUUUUCUGGGAAAAAGUCUCAUCAAAACGAAGAAAACUGGUGCAAGCCCAUCUGUCCGCCCACGGUACUUUGGUUUACAGGAAACGCUGCAUCCGCAUCACUAUCUGUUUGUUCAAAGUCAGUAAAUAUGAUGAGGUACAGUUACAGCACCAGUUAACAAGCUGCAAGCAUCCCCAAACUGAAAGCAUAUUAAAAAAAAUCCAACACUUCAUGUUAUGACAAACCGGUUUACUCUUCUGAGCCCUUUCGGUAAAUCCUUACGAGGUGAUGGAAGCAACACAGGCAGCCAGCUGGAAAGACUGUCACAGCAUUACCAGCUCAAGUAUUCAGUUACCCAAAUGGUGUUACAGGCGAGUUACGUUUCAGUUUGUGAAUUUCCUCUUAAUAUUCAGUGGAUUUUCUGUCAGCUGCUUCAGUCUGUGCUAUUGAUGAUUAGCUGACAGCUAUUGAGAUACCAACCCAGUAUGAACACAAUCAUCCUAUAUGUGAAAAUCAACAUGUACACAUAAGGAUGCAACUUUACAGGAUUAUUUUUUUUCUUGAACACCAUCUAAAAAAAAUCCAAAUUUGUCCUCCCAACAGCGUCCGCACGGCGAUGGAAUGGUUUGUUCACAUUUUCAUUGUAAAUGUAGCACAUUUUUGCCACCAAACGGUGCUGUGGAAUGGGGCUGGUAGGUUUUGUUAAAGUUGCUCUCAACCG